CGAAAUCACUGAUCCACAACCUUUGCACAUCGUGUGACUCCCACGAUACAAUAGCCUACGGGGUCGGAUAGGGCGGGUCCGCAGAUUUCGGGACCUAAAUUGCCGCCCGUGAUAGGUUGUUUUCCCUGUGAAUUUAUUAACUUUUUCACUUGACGUUGUUAAACUCAAUCACAUCACUUUUCUAGUAAAAUCAGUUACAGCAAUCGUGGCCGCCAAAACAGAUUCACGCUUGAUUUUCACGUACGGAACCCUAAAGCGCGGAUUCCCUAACCAUGGCCUGAUGGAAAAUCUUAUUAACGGGGGCGACGCUGUCUUGGUAGGCGAGUACACGACUGUGGAAGCUUUCCCACUCGUCUGUGGGCCCUACGGGAUCCCAUACCUGAUCAACAUCCGGGGAGCGGGUCAUCGGGUACAGGGCGAGAUGUACAAGGUAAAUGGAAGCGGACUUGGUCAGCUGGAUGAUUUGGAAGGGAUUGAGAUAGGCCACUACGAGAGGCUGCCGGUCAAUGUCGUCGGUGACUGCGGUGAGAAUGUGGCGUCGGAGGCGUAUUUUGCGCAUAGGAGCUUUGGGGAAGGGAUGUGGAAAAUGUGUGGACAAGUAGGGCUUGAGGAGUUUACUAUGGAAUUAUCGAAGAAAUAUGAGAGGAAAGAAGAUAGGCCUCCUAAUCGUGAUUAUCUUCAAGAUAUCAGAAAUUUUAUCUCUAAUGGUCAUUGACAUUAUAUAUAUUGUCAUCUUCUUCUGUUUUGUUUAUUGAUUUAAAUGUUUCACCUUAAUUUCACGUCUAUUUACUGAAACUGGGCCAUGUUUGCGUUAUGGUUUGUCAUAGUGGAGCACGAUUGGUGGUUAUGUCAUAUAACAGGUACAUGCUAAAGAGGAUGUUGGACAACUGGUUGUUCA
Molecule: messenger RNA, 898 nt
Organism: Capsicum annuum
Lineage: Eukaryota; Viridiplantae; Streptophyta; Magnoliopsida; Solanales; Solanaceae
Product: putative gamma-glutamylcyclotransferase At3g02910
Exons: 1
Coding region: 281-715 (144 amino acids)
Molecular function (GO): gamma-glutamylaminecyclotransferase activity
Source: RefSeq, a predicted model, not a curated record